UCGCAGCCUCCUCCGGAAGUCCAACAGCCACGAUGCAAGUACUGACGGUGCUGAGCUGCCUGCUGGCUGCCGCCAUGGCGAGGCCCGGCUUCCUGGGCGCCGCCCCCGGCUUCUUGGGCGCGGGCUACGCCGGACCUGCGGCCUACGGCGGCUACGCGGGCGCCCACCACUUCGCGCCGGCCAACAUCGUGAUCGGACCCGGCGGCGUGCCUUUCGACACCCCCGAGGUGGCGGCCGCGCGCAAGGCGCACCUCACCUACGUGGCCGAGACGCGCGCCCGCGACGCCGCCGUCAACGCCAUUUGA
Messenger RNA from Schistocerca nitens (vagrant locust), 305 nucleotides. Its product is annotated as cuticle protein 18.7-like. The transcript is spliced from 3 exons. The record is from RefSeq and is a predicted model, not a curated record. The coding region runs from base 33 to 305 and encodes 90 amino acids. NCBI's taxonomy places the organism in Eukaryota, Metazoa, Arthropoda, Insecta, Orthoptera, Acrididae.